AUUAAUAUUUGAUAUUUUUUUAAUUCAAUUGAAAAAAAUAAAUAAUUCGUAAAAAAUGGGUUCUCUCAAUACUAAUUGGACUGAUCCAAAACCAAGAUGUCUGCGCCCAUGAUUUGUGUGCCAGGUCAGAGACUGUGCAGGGAAGAAGUCAAUAUUUCUGCAGGUCGGGGAACAUAUACCAGAAAUGGUUUCAUCUAUUCAUCACUUGCGGGCGCAUUGUUAACUUCUACAUCUGAUGACAGCAAGAAAGUGGUCGAGGUAUUAAGAGGUGCUGAUGAGAACAUUGUCCCGACAGUUGAUGCUCUUGUUACUGCAAAGAUCACCAAUGUGAAUCCCAGAUUUUGCAAGUGUGCAAUCAUCAAAGUUGGAAAGACAGACCUGAAAGACUCGUUCAGGGGAAUGAUCAGAAGAGAAGAUGUCAGAGCCACAGAAAAGGACAAGGUGGAGAUGUCAAAAAGUUUCAGGCCAGGUGACAUAGUCAUAUCAAGAGUUAUUUCCCUUGGUGACUCUCAGAGUUACCUUCUCACAACUGCAGAAAACGAGCUUGGGGUUGUCAUAGCAACCAGUGAGGCUGGUGCAAGCAUGGUACCGGUCAGUUGGUCCAAGAUGCGUUGUCCAUUGACUCUACAGGAAGAACACAGGAAGGUUGCAAAGGUCCAACCCAGGUUUAUAGAAGCUACGGGAACAUAGAGAUAUCAUCAUUUAUUAUUUGUAUUUUGAUUGUAAUUUGUUUUGAAAUUUGAAAUAAAUGUUGA
This is a messenger RNA of Mya arenaria, 755 nucleotides long. RefSeq names its product exosome complex component CSL4-like. Gene Ontology annotation, molecular function: RNA binding. The coding region runs from base 97 to 690 and encodes 197 amino acids. The transcript is spliced from 7 exons. Gene Ontology annotation, biological process: RNA processing. Gene Ontology annotation, cellular component: nuclear exosome (RNase complex); cytoplasm. The record is from RefSeq and is a predicted model, not a curated record. NCBI's taxonomy places the organism in Eukaryota, Metazoa, Mollusca, Bivalvia, Myida, Myidae.